Molecule: messenger RNA, 1595 nt
Organism: Cucumis sativus (cucumber)
Lineage: Eukaryota; Viridiplantae; Streptophyta; Magnoliopsida; Cucurbitales; Cucurbitaceae
Product: PI-PLC X domain-containing protein At5g67130
Exons: 8
Coding region: 142-1404 (420 amino acids)
Biological process (GO): lipid metabolic process
Molecular function (GO): phosphoric diester hydrolase activity
Source: RefSeq, a predicted model, not a curated record
CGCGCCUUACAGUUAUGAACUCUGCCUUUCGUUUCUUCAAAGGCUUUCCAGAUUCCCCUCACUCUCUCCAUUUCUCCAGUCCCCCACCCAUUUUCCUAUCUACAUUCCCGGAAAAUUUCCCGCCUGUAAUCUCUGCUUUCUAUGGCCAAUCUUCAUUUCUUCCUGGCACUCCUUCUCUUUCACUUUCUCUUCCAUUCUUCUUCAGCUCUUAAGGAAGGUCGAACUUGUAUUGUUAACGGAAACUGCGGCGCCGGUUUGCAUUGCGAAACCUGCUUCGCCGAUGGCAAUGUCCGCCCUCGCUGUACUCGAAUCCAACCGAUCAGUCCGAUUUCAAAGGUUAAGGAUCUUCCGUUUAAUCAUUACACAUGGUUGACAACCCACAAUUCUUUCGCGAAAUUAGGGGCGAAAUCGGCUACUGGGUCUUUGAUUCUUGCUCCCACGAAUCAACAGGACUCCAUUACUAGCCAGCUUAAUAAUGGUGUCAGAGGGUUUAUGCUUGAUAUGUAUGACUUUGAAAACGAUAUAUGGUUAUGUCACUCUUACGGAGGCCAAUGCUACAACUACACAGCUUUUCAACCUGCCAUUAAUGUUCUCAAAGAGUUCCAAGCAUUUCUUGAAGCAAACCCUUUCGAAAUUGUCACCAUCAUCAUCGAAGACUAUGUCACAUCACCCAAAGGCCUAACUAAUGUGUUUGGUGCUGCUGGUCUGAGAAAAUUCUGGUUUCCAGUAUGGAGAAUGCCCAAGAAUGGUGGUAAUUGGCCCACAGUUAGUGACAUGAUCCAGAAAAACCAACGUUUGCUCGUUUUUACUUCAAAAGCAGCAAAAGAAGCCUCCGAAGGAAUUGCAUACGUUUGGAGAUACAUUGUAGAAAACCAAUAUGGGGAUGGAGGAAUGAAAGCAGGUUCAUGCCCGAACCGAGGAGAAUCACUGCCAAUGAACACGACUUCAAGGUCGCUUGUGAUUGUAAAUUUCUUCAGAGAUGCUGCAAAUUUCCCUGAAGCUUGCAAGGACAACUCAGCUCCAUUACUCAACAUGGUGAACACCUGCCAUAAUGCGGCAGGAAAUAGAUGGCCCAACUUCAUUGCUGUUGACUUCUAUAAGAGAAGUGACGGGGGAGGAGCUGCCAAAGCCGUCGAUGUAACCAACGGUCACUCUGUUUGUGGAUGUCCAAACAUUUCAAGUUGCAAGGAAAACAUGAGAUAUGGGGCCUGUGAGUUACCUGAGGCAAUUGAUGCAACAAGAACAUCCUCAGCAGCAGCAGCAGCAGCAGCAGCAGCAGCAGGUGAUGUGCAAAGCAGCUCUGCCCAAUCAAAAUGCAGAUCAGCUCAAUUGUCUGCUUUGACCGAUACAUUACUUGCUGUUGCCGCACUCUUUCUCUUGUCACUCCAGGAAUUUCAUGUUUAGAAUAAUAGUUCAUUAGUAUCCUCAAGUAAUUUAAAGGUCGUUUUUUUUCCCUCCUAAGUGACAAAUCAUACGUAUGUUAAAAAGAACUUGGAAAAAAGUUGAAAAAAUAUGCUUGGUCUUGAAAUUAUUAAAAUUAUUUAUAUGUUCAAAAUUAUUUUUGAAUAUACUUUUCGGGACAUGUUUUAGAGUGA